AUGACGGUUUCGUAUAAUUUGGCCGUUUCUUCUGUUGGCUCGCUGACGUGGGCACGGAUAUUGUUUCGAUGGAAGGGCUCUAUUUGGAAGUCGGUAUCCGGCGAACUCUUUACAUGGUUAGUACUCUAUUACAUGGUUAUGUUCUUCUACCGCAGCGACGUGUUUUUGACGGAGGAGCAGCAGAGGGAUUUCGAGGCGCUAUCGUUUUAUUUGAACAAGAAUACGGAUCGACUGCCGUUGACAUUUAUGCUCGGGUUUUUCGUGACGCUGGUGGUGGAUCGGUGGCGACAAGUGUUCAACAAUAUGGGAUGGGUUGAGAACCAAGCCCUGACGAUCUCGGUGUUGAUCAGGGGCAACGAUCACGACACGAUAAUCGCCAGGAGGUCCAUUGUGCGGUAUAUCUGCUUGACACAGGUGUUGGUGUUCCGCGACAUCUCGAUGCGGGUCCGCCGUCGUUUUCCCACGAUGAAUUCGAUCAUCGAGGCUGGCUUCCUCCAGGAGCACGAGCUGGUGAUGCUCGACAGCAUCGACAUGCCGUACAAUAAAUAUUGGGCCCCGAUCAACUGGGCCAUGGGGAUCGUCUACAAGAUGAGGGAGGAGAAUAAGAUCACUUCAGAGCCGAGUCUUCAGAAUGUCAUUAAUGAAAUCAAAGCCUUCCGCUCGAGCCUUCAACUUCUCAGCAAUUUCGAUUGGGUCCCGAUUCCAUUGGCAUAUCCUCAGGUGGUCUUCUUUGCCGUCCGAGUUUAUUUCUACUUAUGUCUCGUUGGACGUCAAUUCCGGAUCAUCGAUGAUUCUGAUCUGCGAUCGCCGAUUGACAUGUACUUCCCGGUAACCACCGCCCUCCAGUUCAUCUGCUUGAUCGGUUGGAUGAAGGUGGCCGAGUCGCUUCUAAACCCGAUGGGCGAGGAUGAUGAUGAUUUUGAGUGCAACUAUCUGAUUGAUAAAAAUAUUGCGACCGGUAUGGCCAUCGUCGACGGAGAAUGUAACUCGAUUCCGGAGUUAAAGAUGGAUAUUUUCAAGACUAACUGGCCACCAAAGCCCCCAGUCGACACUGGCGAGCUGGUCGGCUCCGUGUCGCAAGUUGUAUUACCGGAAGCUGAACAUCGUCCCAGUGAUCGGCGAGUGUCCCAAAUCACCAAUGGAAGCGAGAUCGGCAACCAACCGUCCCUCAAUCGUCUGCAACGCCUGAAAAAUAGGUGUUCAGCAAAAAUUCGUCCAAAUUCCAGGGCCAACUCGAUUCAUGUCGACAAUAUGGAUAAACUCUCGCCGAUGCGGCUUGAACGGCUCGAUCCGGACGCUCUAUUCCAUGUCCGGUCUGACAAGGAGAUGCACGAGAUGCGGAAAAGUUGGUUCUUGCCCGACACCACCCCGGAUACGGUAUUGGAGGAAGAUGAGGAGCAGCUAACCGUGAAUAGCUUAAAAGGAUUAAAGGGUGGCGCGCGAAGUGCUGACGCAAUACUUCACGAAGAUCCGUUCGUGAAGUGCGUCAAGUUGGAGAGAAUUUUCGACAAGUACAAGGAUGAGGAGCCGGCGAAAGAAGCUUCAAAGCCCCCAGAAGACACCGGAAGCCCAGAUCGGCCGGCACCGAUUCAAAAUCCGCUUGGAGCCAGCACAGACUCCGAACUACAACCGAAUCAAACAUGCAAUUCACAGCUUUAUAACAGACGGGGAAUGAAUGGUUUA
This is a messenger RNA of Mesorhabditis spiculigera, 1683 nucleotides long. The record is from the annotation of a GenBank genome assembly. Lineage: Eukaryota; Metazoa; Nematoda; Chromadorea; Rhabditida; Rhabditidae.